Messenger RNA from Cucurbitaria berberidis CBS 394.84, 402 nucleotides. RefSeq lists its product as uncharacterized. The record is from RefSeq and is a predicted model, not a curated record. Bases 1 to 402 code for a protein of 133 amino acids. NCBI's taxonomy places the organism in Eukaryota, Fungi, Ascomycota, Dothideomycetes, Pleosporales, Cucurbitariaceae. The transcript is spliced from 3 exons.
AUGUCGUCAAGCUCCCUCACAAAGAAAGAAGCGCAACAGCAGCAAGUCCAGCAGCAAAAGCAAGACGCGCGCGAUGUAGAGACGCAAGAACAUCAUGCUAGUGCGAAUGCUUCGGCCGGCCUAAACUUGAACAUCCUCGGCGCGCUAUCCGGCGCAUUCAGUUCCAAGUCCAAGAAAACAACGCAUCAGAACGCCGAUGGGUCAUCACACACGGUGGAAGACAAGCAUGAUAAAGGCGUGGCAAACGGCGUCGCUCAAGGCCAGGGCAAUGCGUUCGCGGCAGCAAAUGCCCAGGAGCAUAGCUUGAAGGCGAAAGAGAGGGGCGUGGGACAGGAAGCGACGCAAGCGAAGACGCUCAAGGGAAAGAAGGAGGAGGUGAAUCAUUUGGGUCUUGAGAACUAA